This is a messenger RNA of Salarias fasciatus (jewelled blenny), 5234 nucleotides long. RefSeq names its product sphingosine kinase 1. Bases 75 to 1736 code for a protein of 553 amino acids. The record is from RefSeq and is a predicted model, not a curated record. The transcript has 5 exons. Gene Ontology annotation, cellular component: cytoplasm; intracellular membrane-bounded organelle; membrane. NCBI's taxonomy places the organism in Eukaryota, Metazoa, Chordata, Actinopteri, Blenniiformes, Blenniidae. Gene Ontology annotation, biological process: cellular response to growth factor stimulus; phosphorylation; negative regulation of apoptotic process.
CCACGCUUGGUGAGCUAUGUGACAGAGCCGCUGCGUCCCGGACCCCCUGCUCCCGGCGUCCCGGUCCUCCCAGGAUGGAUGAGAGGAGGCCAGAGUUGGAGAGGUUCCCCAGCAUCAGCUCGGUCACGCUCUACGGGGAAUUCACGCUCACCGGGAACCGAAAAGUCCGGUACUCCGUGAACCUGACCGAGCGGGACCUGGUCGUCCAGAGGCUCACGGCUGCACCUGUCGGGCGGAGCAAGGCGGUGCUCAGCCUGAAGGACUGCGUCGGCUGCCGGGCUUACCGGGGAAACGAUCCCGCGGACUCGGCGGCGUACCUGUCCGCAUACUUCUACCCGCUGCGGCGCCGCUGGAUGAGCUCCGGGGUCUCGCGGCAGAGGGUCGAGCAGUGCUUCCGGCUUUCUGCGCUCCAGGACUCGCGCGCUAACCUGGACGAGGCGGAGAAGUGGGCUCGCGCCGUCCGGGAGCGCGCUGCCCGGCAACAGCAGCUCCAUGGAGACGAGGUGCUGAUGGGCGACUUGUCUCGUCCGUGCCGGAUGAUGCUGCUGGUGAACCCGCAGAGCGGGAAGGGACAGGCGCUCAGCGUGUACAACAACCACGUCCAGAAGAUGCUCAACGAGGCCGGCGUCGUCCACACUCUGGUGAUCACCGAGCGUCAGAAUCACGCCCGGGACAUGGUGAGAGAGGCCGACCUGUCGCAGUGGGACGCGUUAGUCAUCAUAUCCGGAGACGGACUACUGUAUGAGGUGAUAAAUGGCCUGCUGGAGAGGUCGGACUGGGAGGACGCCAUCCGCAAGCCGCUGGGUAUCCUUCCUGGUGGGUCGGGCAACGCCCUGGCCGCGUCCAUACAUCACUACUCCGGAGGCUCAGCGGUGUCCAGCGAGGAGCUGCUGCUCAGCUGCGGCUUCCUGCUCUGUAAAGGCCUGGUGAGGCGGAUGGACCUGGUGUCGGUGCACCUCUCCUCCGGCCCCCGCCUCUUCUCCUUCCUGUCUCUGGCCUGGGGCUUCGUGGCGGACGUGGACAUCGAGAGCGAGAAGUACCGGCACGUGGGGGCGGUGCGCUUCACGGUGGGCACGCUGGUGAGGCUGGCGUCUCUCCGCGUCUACAAGGGCAGGCUGGCCUACCUGCCCGCCGCCAAGGACCACGACGCCCGGCAGGGUCUGGGCGACGACCUGACCCGGCGCCGUAAGGGCCGCCCGGCGCCCCUCCUGAGCCCCCCGCCCACGGACUCCCCCUGCCGCCACAGCCUCCACAACUCCUGCCACUCCAACAACUCCCUCAAGGUGCGGCGGACGGAGAGCACGCCGUCCCGGAGCGCCGCCGGGUCCCUGACGGGCCCGCCCGACUCGCUGCUGCCGCCGCUGGACCAGCCGCUGCCCCCCGACUGGGUGGUGGUGCAGGAGGAGGACUUCGUGCUCAUGCUGGCCAUGUACCAGUCCCACCUGGCGGAGGACCUGUUCGCGGCGCCGGACGCCACCCUGAACGACGGCGUCAUCCACCUGUUCUACGUCCGGGCCGGGAUCUCGCGCGCGGCGCUGCUCAGGCUGUUUCUGGCCAUGGAGAAGGGAGCGCAUCUGGCCACGAACUGCCAGCAUCUGGUGCACGCCAAGGUGCGGGCGCUCCGGCUGGAGCCGCUCUCAGCCAAGGGGAAGAUCACGGUGGACGGCGAGGUGGUGGAGUACGGCCCGGUGCAGGCGGAGGUGCACAAAGGCCUGUCCAGGUUAAUCAGUGGAUGAGCUGAGCCGGACCGCCGCCACACCUCUGCACACGAAUCACUUCACCGAAACACCUGAGAGGAAUUAAUGUCCGAUUUAUUCCUGGUGGGUUGUUUCUGAACUCCGCUUCUUUUCAUAGUGGGAGAAACUUCUGCAGGUUUCUGUCUUUAUUUCAAAAUCUCACAGUUUGUUUUUCAUGUUUGGGGUGAAAUGGGAAAUUUUUUAACUUCUGAGUGAGAGUAAUGCUCCAGAACACUGAGAAACUUUAAUCUCACAAACAGGAGCCUCAGUAACACAGAGGAGCUGCUGCUCAUCCCACAAAUGCUCGGCGCUCACACAUGUGAUGCGUUUUAAAGGGAAAUGAAUUAAAAUGUCCAGCCAAGAAGCAUUGCUACAACAAACUACUACACCAAAAACAAAUAUCUUUAUUUUAAUGAGUGGUGCACAUGAGAAAACAGGAAUUCAGCAAUAAAACUGGCUGUAAUUCAUUGAUUUAAUCAGAGUUAAUGUGAGAAUUAUCUUCAUCCGCCUGAAUAGUUCGAUAAUUAGAAAAAAGUCAUUCUAAUUGUUUAGAAGUGAAACUGUUUAAAGUAGUUUUACUAGAAGUUUAAUUUCACAGUAUGACUUUCCCAGCUGUUCCCAGCUGCAUGAACACACUGCUGGUUCAGACAUUGAACAGCGAUGUGAUUGGCCGGUGAGUUCAACAACAGCCAAUCACAUCGCUGCUUCCAAGGGGAACUCUCAUGACAAAUCAAGGAAUUUUUCAAUAAACUCCAUCAGGACUUUAGUGUUUCCAAACUGUGUUUUUAAGGAGAUUUUGAAAUAAAGCAGGACUGACCUGCAGUGAACUUACUGUGAAAAGAAACAUGACCUGAUUUCAUGAAAUCGAGCUGAGCUCUAACAAUAUAUCUAUUAUUUAUAUUUAUGUUUUUUUUUUAAAGCCUCUGUUUAUUUAAUGUUAACACUUUCUGACUGAGCGUACUGUCCAUGCAUCAUCCUCACAUCAGACCAAACCUACAGACUCGUCAUCCUCUCAUGAUGAAGAGUUUCACCUCUGUCCACAUCUGGUCAGUCUGAGGCCGCACUCAGCUUCUUAUGCCACAGCAAAGGAAUAGCUUCAUUUAUUUAUUUAUUCAGCCUUCAUGUAGUCUGUGUGUGUGUGUGUGUGUGUGUUUUCAAAAGAGUAAAAUCAACGACACAAACCCAAACAAAGCACACGGACUGUAACGCCGAGAGUCACACAUCAAGCCUGCGGUUGUUUCACUUCCAGUCUGACACAGAUUCCGAUCAGUCGGACCAGAGUGGAGCUCUGAACGAGUUCGUCGUUCCGGCUCACUCUCGGAGGAAACUGGAAGUCAAACCCGCUCAAGUUUCUGUCCAGAUUGACGCAGAAACACAGCAGGAGUGUAAACAUGACGCUUCGGUUAAAGGAAGAGAUGUAAUAUUGAACUUUUAAAACACAAUUGAAGACAUGAAAAUUAAAAAAGAAAACGUGAAAGUGUAUUUGAGUGUUUACAGGUUAUUAUUGCGGUAAAUCAGAUGAGAUCUUUAAUAUUGAAAAAUCAGUAUUUCUUCAAAUUAGUAACAUCUGUUCACACAAGUCAUUUUAUAUUUCUGCUGUUUUCACAGUUAUCUCAGUUUUCCUCCACUAAAAUACGGCAAAUGAAGCAAUUUGAAUAUUUCUCCUUUUAGACAUUUAAAAUGUUUUUUUUCUUUUAAUUUCAAUGAUUACCUGAAGUGAGAGCCACAGAGCCUGUCACAGUUUCCCCUCAGAUGAGGAUCCCCACUGCGCCGGCUGGUUUCUCUGCUGUGGCAUAAGAAGGGAGUGGAGUCCGGCGGCCGGAGGCUCUGCUCUGUCCUGCAGCUCUGCUCCUGUCGGCUUGAUUGAUGCAGGCCUGUUUUUUUCCUUCACUGUGCAUUCCCCCCCCCCACCACACACACCUCUGCAGUCCAGAUCUGUCUCUCUAUCAGUGAGCAUCACCGAGGUGUCCUUAACAUUCAGCUUUAAAUCAGAGGAGUCGAUCGCUCCGCUUCACGUCUGUCUAAAUAGAAGGAAAAGGAUCAGGUUGAAUUCAUAGACACUGAGAGGGCGCCAGCAGGCUUUAGGGGAGGGUGGGAGCAGGUUAAAACAGCCUGGGGAGCGGAUGGGGGGGGGUUAUCGACUUGUUAAAUGCUGCAUGAGGCAGGCGGUGUUUUGUUCCCGACCGGGCGCCUUCCCUCUCUCUGCUCUCCGCAAGAAACCACCGGGGAACAUUAGCAAACUGUGGAAAAGAGAAAUCGUAAACCGGAGGAGAAGAAACACUGCUGUGACUCAAAGAAACAGCCUGGAUAGACAGACCUCUUCGCCUUUUUAUACCGUUCACUGUGGAUUCAUACCACAAUGUUCCACUGAAUCCAUGCAUAAAAAGAAAUAAAUAUAUAAUAGUAUAUUUUGGCAGUUUGGACGUGUAAAACAUAUUAAGGCAAAUAAGUGUCUCUAACCAGGUUUGUGUAAAAGUGGAAAAUAACAUGAAACGGCAGAGUUCAAAGCUUUGAUGUGCCUACAGAGUCGCACCUUCUCAUGUUUUCUGUUUUAUCCGACAUGCUAAAAGUGUUGGACUCUGUAAAUACUGAGCUGCAAGAGACCAAAAUCAAUCUCCUCCCUGUAUGAUUUACUUUUACUGGUGCUUUUUUUUUGUUUGUUUUUGCACGCUUGUUGCCAACGCCGCUCCGAAGCCUUUGUGUGACCUCGAGGUCAAGUUUGUACCGUUCAGCUGCUUCACCAGUUUAACUCGUGUGGAUGAUUCUCGCCAGAGGAAGGACUCUGCAGCAGAGGAGCGACAAGCACAGAAGAUGGAAACAGUACUUGAAAUCCCGCUUUAAUCGUUUCCCUUCAGUUUUGUUCCAGGGCACAGAAAGUGGUCUGCAGCAUGAAACACCUUAAACCUUCAAACUUGAUGUUUGAGACAAUAACGUUAAUAGACCUUAACUGCUUGAACUUUGACCUUCCAGGUUAAAAGAAUUAACCUGAGACACAGAAAGCUACAGACCACUUACUUUUUUUUACCUAUGCAAAGUGGGCUGUUUUGUGUGCAGUGGUCCUUUAACAUGUGCCUUGAGUGUGCUGCCCCCUGGUGGUUGAACAUGGCGGCGCACGCACAAGUUCUAGCAGAACAGGAGGAUUCAGAAUUGGUGGCAACAUGUUGCAAAUCUUGAAUGAAGCUGCAUCCUGUUGUUUUGCCUGCAGGAGCUGAUCAAUAACCACUGUGUGACAAUACUUCCGGUUUCCUGCUGAUCUAGUCUCGUCUGUUGAUUCUUGUUUUUGUUUUGUUUUUUAAUCUGCUGCUUCUGAACUGCGGUCUGCUCCUGUCUGUGAGGGUUGGUGAAGGGAAAGUAGUCUUUUUUUUUUUUUUCUGGCACACUGAAGAUUGAAUGAUUGAUUCUUUAUUCCAAGAGAGAUCUAUUUUUCCAUUUAGAUGAAUGUAAGUUUUAUAUGAUCAGAGGAAACCGUCUGCUGGAGAGUUUUUCAUUGAGAAAAUA